AGAGGCUGAAGAAGGAGGAGAAGACCCGGCAGGAGCUGGAGAAGGCGAAGAGGAAGCUGGAGGGAGAGACUACCGACUUUCAGGACCAGAUCGCCGAGCUGCAGGCGCAGACGGAGGAGCUGAAAGUUCAGCUGGGCAAGAAGGAGGACGAGCAGCAGAUGAUGCAGGCGAGAGGCGAGGACGAGGUGAGCCAGAAGAACAACGCUCUGAAGCAGGUGAGGGAGCUGCAGGCGCAGCUGUCUGAGCUGCAGGAGGACCUCGAGUCAGAGAAAGUGGCCCGAAACAAGGCCGAGAAACUCAAGAGGGACCUGAGCGAAGAGCUCGAGGCCCUGAAGACCGAGCUGGAGGACACCCUCGAUACAACCGCCGCCCAGCAGGAGCUUAGGACAAAGCGUGAACAGGAGGUCGCAGAGCUGAAGAAGACCAUCGAGGAGGAGACUAAAAACCACGAAUCUCAGAUCCAGGAGAUGCGGCAGAGGCACGGCACCGCCUUGGAAGAGCUGUCGGAGCAGCUGGAACAGGCCAAGAGGUUCAAGGCCAACCUGGAGAAAACCAAGCAGAGCCAGGAGAGCGCCAACAAGGAGCUGGCCAGCGAGGUGAAGGGGCUGCAGCAGGCCAAGACCGAGUCCGAGCACAAGAGGAAGAAAGUGGAGGCGCAGCUGCAGGAGUUCAUGGCCAGAGUCACCGAGGGGGAGCGGGCCAAGGGAGAGCUCGCCGACCGCACGCACAAACUGCAGACUGAGUUGGACAAUGUGUCCACCAUGCUGGAGGACUCAGAGAGGAAAGGUAUCAAGAUGACCAAAGACAUCUCUGGACUAGAAAGUCAGCUGCAGGACACACAGGAGCUGCUCCAGGAGGAGACGCGUCAGAAACUGAACCUCAGCAGUCGCAUACGCCAGCUGGAGGAGGAGAAGAACGCUCUGCAGGAGCAGCAGGAGGAGGACGAGGAGGCGCGCAAGAAUCUGGAGAAGCAGAUGCUGACCGUGCAGGCUCAGCUGUCAGAGAGCAAGAAGAAGCUGGAGGACGACGCUGGAAUAAUAGACGGGCUGGAGGAGAUGAAGAAGAAGCUGCAGAAGGACCUGGAGCUGACCGGCCAGCGUCUGGAGGAGAAGACCAUCGGCUUUGAGAAGAUGGAGAAGACAAAGACGCGUCUGCAGCAGGAGCUGGACGAUCUGACCGUGGACUUGGAUCACCAGAGACAGAUCGUCUCCAACCUGGAGAAGAAGCAGAAGAAGUUUGACCAGAUGCUGGCUGAGGAGAAAAGCAUCUCGGCUCGUUACGCUGAGGAGCGUGACCGCGCCGAAGCCGAGGCCAGGGAGAAGGAGACCAAAGCUCUGUCCUUGACCAGAGCUCUGGACGAGGCGCUGGAGGCCAAAGAGGAGCUGGAGAGGAUCAACAAGCAGCUUCGGGCAGAAAUGGAAGAUCUGAUGAGCUCCAAGGACGACGUGGGCAAGAACGUGCACGAGCUGGAGAAGUCCAAACGCACUCUGGAGCAGCAGCUGGAGGAGAUGAAGACUCAGCUGGAGGAGCUGGAGGACGAGCUGCAGGCCACCGAGGACGCCAAGCUGCGUCUGGAGGUCAACAUGCAGGCCAUGAAGGCUCAGUACGAGAGAGACCUGCAGGGCCGCGACGACCAGAACGACGAGAAGAAGAGAGCUUUGGUCAAGCAGGUGCGAGAGAUGGAGGCAGAGCUGGAGGACGAGAGGAAGCAGAAAUGUUUGGCCGUCGCUGCUAAAAAGAAGCUGGAGAUGGAUCUGAAGGAUAUCGAGGGUCACAUAGAAGGAGCCAACAAGGCCCGAGACGAAGCCAUCAAACAGCUGCGCAAACUACAGGCCCAAAUGAAGGACUACCAGCGCGAGUUAGAAGACGCCCGAUCUUCCAGAGAUGAUAUUUUUGCCAUAUCCAAGGAGAACGAGAAGAAGCUCAAGAGUCUGGAGGCUGAGAUUGUACAGCUGCACGAGGACCUGGCAGCGUCUGAGAGGGGUCGGCGCCACGCAGAGCAGGAACGAGAUGAGCUGCAGGACGAAAUCUCAAACAGCACCUCUGGAAAGUAAGUUACCCUCGCUGAA
Molecule: messenger RNA, 2069 nt
Organism: Plectropomus leopardus (leopard coralgrouper)
Lineage: Eukaryota; Metazoa; Chordata; Actinopteri; Perciformes; Serranidae
Source: RefSeq, a predicted model, not a curated record